GCAGGAUCCGCGUGUUCGUGGGGGGCCAGAUCAACAGGAUGGACCAGGAGAGAAAGGCGAUCAUUUCCCUGUUGAGCAAGUUCCGACUGGGAUUCCACGAAGUUCAUGUCCUUCCUGACAUCAACCAGAAGCCGCGGGCUGAGCACACCAAGCGGUUUGAGGACAUGAUUGCGCCCUUCCGCCUGAAUGACGGCUUCAAGGACGAGGCCACUGUCACAGAGAUGAGGCGGGACUGCCCCUGGAAGAUCUCAGAUGAGGAGAUUAACAAGAACAGAGUCAAGUCCCUCCGGCAGGUGAGGCUGAAUGAGAUUCUGCAGGAUUCCUCCCGGGACGCCGCUCUGGUGGUCAUUACCUUGCCUAUAGGGAGGAAGGGGAAGUGCCCGAGCUCGCUGUACAUGGCCUGGUUGGAGACGCUGUCCCAGGACCUCCGACCUCCGGUCAUCCUGAUCCGAGGGAACCAGGAGAACGUGCUCACCUUUUACUGCCAGUAACUCCAGGCUGGGCCAUGCCUGCCCACAGCUGAGGGCGCCCGGGACAUCCGCCUGUCCGUGGGACAGACUCUCAUGUCCUGUUGUACUUUAAGCAUCUGAUGAUCCGACUGAAGAAGCUGGUAGAUUUCCAAACUUUGGCUGGUCCCCACUCCCCUGGGACAGUCCUCUGGGCUUUGCUUUUAUGGGCCAGAGAAGUAGCAGAUGGAGUUGUGUGGAAACUUCUCUGGUGAAUCCAUUUUCCUUUUAAGUUUUCUUUUGAUCUCGAUUACAAUGAAUUAAGAUUU
This is a messenger RNA of Leptonychotes weddellii (Weddell seal), 775 nucleotides long. The record is from RefSeq and is a predicted model, not a curated record. NCBI's taxonomy places the organism in Eukaryota, Metazoa, Chordata, Mammalia, Carnivora, Phocidae.